AGAGUUUGGUGGUGGAGGUGGUGGGGGGCGAGGUUUGGGUUGUUGAGACACGGAGAGACGACGUCGAGAGAGACACAGCAGCAGACAGCGUGACACACAGACAGACACACAGACAGACAGACACGAGAGAGAGACAAGACCCCCCCCCAGAGGAGAGAGCGGCUGACUUGGGGAGACGACGCGAGAGAGAUAUUGACCAGCGGAAGCACAAGAGAGGGGACGGUGGAGUUCGCUUCUCAGCCGGAGACAGGGGGGGUGGUGGUGGUGGUGUCUCAACCCGGGGACGUCCAGCUCACAUCCACCUCGUCUGGACACCAGCCGGCAGCAGCGUGGAAAAGAUGAUGAUGAUGGAGACGCUGGGACACGGCGACUCGCAACAGAUGGACCAAAUAGAAAUCUUGUGGAAGCAGGAUGUGGACCUGGGCGCUGGGCGGGAGGUCUUCGACGUGGCGCUCCGCCGGAAGGAGCUGGAGCACGAGCUGUUCAAGAAGCGCGAGAACGAGCGCCUCGAGCAGGUGGCCUUCGAGGAGGAGAAGGCGCGGCUCGCCUGCUUCGAGGUGGACGGGGAGACGGGCGAGUACGUGCCCGUGCAGCGCGGGGGGAACCCGCCGCCCAAGCUCGAGGAGGAGUCUGCCUUGACGCGAGGGGUCAAGGAUUCUGCAAUUCCAGGAGGAGAACAGGCACCACUCAGCUUUGACGAGUGCUUGAAGAUUCUGGAAGAAAACUUCAACUUUGACACCACUCCUGAGGUUCCUGCCCUCCCUGAUGUCACGGGCCCCAUCGCGAUGGGCGAACCUGUGCCAUGCGUGCCAGUGCUGGCCCCGGACAAGGUGGCCGCUCCGCCUGCCCAAUGCCAACCGCUCGACCUGGAGCAGCGGUGGCAGGAGAUCCUCUCGCUCCCAGACUUCCAGGUUCUGGACAUGCACGUGGUUGAUCUCGAACCUUCGCUCUACGCUGGCAUAGAAAGCCAGCCAGCCUUGGAUGUUCUGGAGAGCUGCCCGGCACUCUGCUGUGAUAGCACUGCCACUGCAGUUCCUGCACAGGACUUUAACUCCACAUACGACGCAAUGGGCAGUAACUUGCCCAACGCAGAAAAUUCCUGCCCUGCAUUUUACAGUAUCGAGCAGGUUAGCACAUCACAUAUUUACCCACCGUUUGACUCUGGCAUGCUCCUACCAUCCAUUCCGUCAACUUAUGCCCCCGUCAGCAAUGCCGCAACCCAAGCCAGCAACAAUUUAGCAGACAGUGAGUUAAAUGAAUUACUAGGGUCCACAGUCCUUACCAGCCUUGGUUCAGUGGAAGUCCCUAUCGAUUCAGAAGCUAAUUAUUGCGGUAUGGAUCUGCCAGAAAGUAAAUAUGGAAUCGUGAAGGUAACGGCAGGGAACAGCAGACUUCCGCUGAAUAUCCCUCCACGGGAAAGCAUCCCUGGAUGUAGCGACGUGGGUAAAAUAGAGAUUUUCAGACCCAGCAGCAGCUUCCUAGCGUUUGAGUCGACGGCCGCUCUCGAUGAGCACGACUCAGACUCUGGGAUGUCCACGGGCUCGAGCCCUCACGGCUCUCACGGCUCACACUACCAAGCCCUAUUCAGGGACGAGGAUGACGAGUUCAGUGAUGAAGAUGAUCUCGAUGAAAUGGAAAGUCUCAACGGAGAGAGGCACACGUACAGCCAGGAGGGAGACGGGUCGGCUUUUCUAGACGAGGCACAUUACAGCUCCUCGUCGCCAGGGAACGACGAGAAGCAGCGGCGUAAUCCGAGCGGCAAGAGGUCAAAGCUGAGCCGCUCCGACCCCGCAGCCAGCGACGGCUCCGUGAAGCGCCCGGUGGCACGGGACAAAAGCGGCUGCUACCCAACCUCGAAGGGCGGCGGCCGCAUGUCGCGCGACGAGCGCAAGGCCCAUUCCCUGAAGAUCCCCUUCUCGGUGGCCGACAUAGUCAACCUCCCCGUGGACGACUUCGUCGGCCUGCUGUCGCGGCACCAGCUCAACGACUCGCAGCUGGCCCUGGUGCGCGACAUCCGCCGGCGGGGCAAGAACAAGGUGGCGGCGCAGAACUGCCGCAAGCGCAAGAUGGAGGGCCUCUCGUCGCUCGAGGGCGAGCUGGACGGCCUGCUGGGCGAGCGCGAGCGGCUCAAGCGCGAGCGGGACCAGCUGAGCUCGGGCCUCGCCUCGGUGCGCCAGGGCCUGGAGCAGAUGCAGCGGCAGGUGUUCGAGUCGCUGCGCGACGAUGCCGGGCAACCGUACUCGCCGUCCAAGUACUUCCUCGAGUACGCCAGCAACGGCACCAUCUUCCUCGUGCCUAGGCACCCGAGCCACGUCGUCCGGCCCGUGGAAGCGCUCAGAGUGCAGAAGUAGAGUUCUUAGUUGCUCGCUCGCCGUUAUAUAUAUAAAACAAAAACUAUACUGCUGAAGAGAGUGCUUAAAGCGUAGCUGCUUGUCGUCACACAAACCGACGUCGUCUAUAUACCGACAAUGUUCAGUUUUUCCUUUUACUGCAGUGCUUAAUGAUAAGUGAUUGUUAAGUGUGUUUUGUACGAGCUGAUGUGUCGAUAAGAACCCAGUCCGGGUGAAGAGAUUGUGUAGGUCAACUUUAGAAUAUCACAUCACAUCACGUGUGAACAUAAAAAAGGUCCAAGUUCAGACAUCACCAAAAACAAGUUUGACCCCCCUGUCCUGUGGUGUUCUGUGCAACCGCACGAGUCACUGUACAGAUUGGGUCAACAGGGUUAGCGUGUACUAAUCUUCCAUAAGGAGGAUGAAGCCAAUAUACAAACACCACGUUGCACAGCUGAUCGUGUUAUGAUGGCAAUAGUUGCAAGAGUUCAUGCUGGCGACUCCCAGGUUGCCAUCCUUGCGCAACUUGUAGUCGAGGCUGCAAAGGGUUCGUAAUCAAGUUCUUCUGGCUAAACGUGCCCCACUCACAGUUACGAGAGUCAACACAAGCGUUUGUCCACUGCUUAUUUGCUAAAAUGGCAACGUGUGGACUUCUGCUGAAGAGCACUCUGGAUAUAAAUAGCAUCAAAGUAUACGUCCUUAAAAUUUUAACUGCCUUCUAUAAGAAAUGUCUGUGCCUUUAGUGUAAACGAAAUUAAACUUGUUUGGCUUGCUCAUCCUUUCAAUCGGAUCAUGGUUUGGAACUUAAGGUCUAAGAUUAACAGAUUUGUGUUCACAAUUAAGUUUUAACGUUUUUUGUUUUAUUUAUGUUAUAAUUGAUCACAAAUCAGCAUCUGUGAAGGACCAACUGGGUCUGUGAUUUUUUUAAACUCUACUUAAGUGCCAGUAGUUUUAUUCCUCUGGAGUCUACAGCAUGCUUUUCUUUUAUUGGGGGCAUGGCCAGGAGGGUCUGUCAAGGAUGAGCAAGAAAGGGAAGUGUCAAUCUACACACUCGAGGCUUUUGGUGCAAAAUGCCAAGAUGUGCACAUAAUGUCUGUUCAACUUCUUUUUCAACGUACGUAGCCAACCGUGAUAAUCUGAGCUGCGGGGGAAGGACCACAUACUAAACACAAAAAAUGCACUUCUAUCAUUAAAUGAGUUUUCAAUUUAGAUUUAAAAGUGGUUUGCUCCGGUGGCUUCCUUAUGUCAGAAGAAGAGCGUUCCAGACGGCCGCAGAAGGGUGUCUGAAAGCGCGCGAUGUUCGAUGGCUAGCCAAAAGCCGCUGCUGCAAGGAUGAUCGGAGUUCGCGUGAUGAUGGUUUAUGCUCCUUGCAGCAACCUCCAGAGGCUCACAGAACACAGUGUGGUCAAAUGCACAUGGGUUUUUGCUGGCUGGCUGUGCCCUCCUACAUGUAGAAAGCUCUUAAUUCGUUUUUGUGUUGCGUUUAAUUCUCAUUGUUAAUCUUUUUUUUCUAUUGCGGUGGUGUUAAGUUUGCCGUAGACAUGUUAAUGUUUGGUUAAGGCUUCUUCUUGUACGGUCAUUCCAUGCAUUACAAUAAAGUCACACUUACAGUUAUAAAACGUGUGUUACCAACAUUCGAUUUCGAUAGUUUUUUUAACAGGUUUUGUUGCUCAUAUAUUUUGUACUAAAGUGGCGGAUUAAUUUGCUUUAUUUUUUACACAAAAUUGCAUACAGUCAAAGCAUUUACCCAGGUUUAAGGAGUACAUUAUUCCCUGGUGUGGUAUGUAUUUCUUUAUUAAAUCUGUCUAUCUCUCGA
Messenger RNA from Lethenteron reissneri (Far Eastern brook lamprey), 4146 nucleotides. RefSeq names its product nuclear factor erythroid 2-related factor 2-like. Gene Ontology annotation, biological process: regulation of transcription by RNA polymerase II. Lineage: Eukaryota; Metazoa; Chordata; Hyperoartia; Petromyzontiformes; Petromyzontidae. The record is from RefSeq and is a predicted model, not a curated record. Gene Ontology annotation, molecular function: DNA-binding transcription factor activity, RNA polymerase II-specific; RNA polymerase II cis-regulatory region sequence-specific DNA binding. Gene Ontology annotation, cellular component: nucleus.